This is a messenger RNA of Balaenoptera musculus (blue whale), 1417 nucleotides long. It is a transcript of the gene PSMC3, whose product is annotated as proteasome 26S subunit, ATPase 3. Gene Ontology annotation, biological process: proteasome-mediated ubiquitin-dependent protein catabolic process. Gene Ontology annotation, molecular function: ATP hydrolysis activity; ATP binding; proteasome-activating activity. The transcript is spliced from 13 exons. The record is from RefSeq and is a predicted model, not a curated record. Lineage: Eukaryota; Metazoa; Chordata; Mammalia; Artiodactyla; Balaenopteridae. Gene Ontology annotation, cellular component: proteasome regulatory particle, base subcomplex. Bases 70 to 1341 code for a protein of 423 amino acids.
GGCACUAGUCAAGAGCAGGAGGUGAAUCUGCUGCCGAAACUCGAGAAUCCAGUGACUCGGCAGGAGAAGAUGGCGACCGUGUGGGAUGAGGCUGAGCAAGAUGGAAUCGGGGAGGAGGUACUCAAGAUGUCCACAGAAGAGAUCAUCCAGCGCACACGGCUGCUGGACAGUGAAAUCAAGAUCAUGAAGAGCGAAGUGUUGCGAGUCACCCACGAACUCCAAGCCAUGAAGGACAAAAUCAAAGAGAACAGUGAGAAAAUCAAAGUGAACAAGACUCUGCCGUACCUGGUCUCCAACGUCAUCGAGCUUCUAGAUGUUGAUCCCAACGAUCAAGAGGAAGAUGGUGCCAAUAUUGACCUGGAUUCCCAGAGGAAGGGCAAGUGUGCAGUGAUCAAAACCUCUACACGACAGACAUACUUCCUGCCUGUGAUUGGGUUGGUGGAUGCUGAAAAGCUGAAGCCAGGAGACUUGGUGGGUGUGAACAAAGACUCCUAUCUGAUCCUGGAGACCCUGCCCACAGAGUACGACUCGCGUGUGAAGGCCAUGGAGGUGGACGAGAGGCCCACAGAGCAAUACAGUGACAUCGGGGGCCUGGAUAAGCAGAUUCAGGAGCUGGUGGAGGCCAUCGUCCUGCCAAUGAACCACAAGGAGAAGUUUGAGAACUUAGGGAUCCAGCCUCCAAAGGGGGUGCUAAUGUACGGGCCCCCAGGUACGGGGAAGACCCUGCUGGCCCGGGCCUGUGCUGCACAGACCAAGGCCACCUUCCUGAAGCUGGCUGGCCCCCAGCUGGUGCAGAUGUUCAUUGGGGAUGGUGCCAAGCUCGUCCGGGAUGCCUUUGCCCUGGCCAAGGAGAAAGCUCCAUCCAUCAUCUUCAUCGAUGAGCUGGAUGCCAUCGGCACCAAGCGCUUUGACAGUGAGAAGGCCGGGGACCGGGAGGUGCAGAGGACGAUGCUGGAGCUUCUGAACCAGCUGGACGGGUUCCAGCCGAACACCCAAGUGAAGGUAAUUGCAGCCACUAACAGGGUGGACAUCCUGGACCCUGCCCUGCUCCGCUCAGGCCGCCUGGACCGCAAGAUCGAGUUCCCGAUGCCCAACGAGGAGGCCCGGGCCAGAAUCAUGCAGAUCCACUCCCGAAAGAUGAAUGUCAGUCCUGAUGUGAACUACGAGGAGCUGGCCCGCUGUACAGAUGACUUCAACGGGGCCCAGUGCAAGGCCGUGUGUGUGGAGGCGGGCAUGAUCGCGCUGCGCAGGGGCGCCACAGAGCUCACCCACGAGGACUACAUGGAGGGCAUCCUGGAGGUACAGGCCAAGAAGAAAGCCAACCUGCAGUACUACGCCUAAGGGGUCGCCUGCCACACCUGUUCUCUGGCCUCUUGCUGGUUAAAAUUCGUAAUAAAGGAUGGUUUCAGGUUCCUGC